AUGGCGCUGAUGAGCCAUCGGGCGCAGUUAAUCUCUCGCCACCCUGCGGUCCAUGCCGGCGUCGCCGCUGCCGUCCCGUCCGUAACUUUCUGGCGCCUCGCAAAUUCCGUCAGGCCCUACCACCCUCUGUCAUUUCGCGAGAGUGGCCGUCACCGGAGCUGGGCCUCGCUCCGUCUCUUUUGCACCAAGUCUUCCCUUGGUCAGCCUUCACUGGUACGAUGCCACGUUAAUUGUAUCCCUAGCAGGAUUCAAUCCUCCGCAUUGCUAUCGUUUCUACGGGAAUAGUAUCGGCCACGUGAUCUAGAUUCAGCUUCGAUUGGAUGACUAUAUCGCCGAUGCUUCGUGCUAUGCAUUGUAUUUUCCUUCUGAUUUCAUUUUUGCUUCUGCCCGUGGCAGGACUCAGAAUUCGUGACUUCACCGUCAAUUGUGACAGAUCUACUCGACUACCUGAACGAGUCUUGGACGCAAUUCCACGCCACUGGUACUUGGCAGAGCUUAGCAUCAUUCGUUGAGAUUCUAUAUCUCCUUUAUUUCUACAUUCCUAUCUAACUGUGAUGGCCAUCGAAGUUAAUCGUUGAGCUUUCACAACCAAUUGCCAUAUUUUUUUUAGCUUAGUUCAACGCUUUCAUAACUAUCUACUUGUUAAGUUGUCUUGAACUGGAUCCAACUCUUUUCGUAGUCACAUUUCGUUAAUUUUCUGUUAAAGUGUUGUAUUUUUCGUUCAACAGUUACAUUCGAAUACAAAGGAACAAACAGAACUGAGUUUUGUGGUGAAACGCCAAGAAUCUUAAAGAUAAAUGUCUCCCAUGUUUUCUUUUUUCUUUUUCUUUUCUCUUUUUUGAGGGGGGAGUGGUGCGGAUAGGGGAGGGGAGAGCUAAAUCUUUGAUCCACAAGAAAUUCCUUCCUACGGAUGUUAAAGAAUGUAUAUUGUUUUCUCUUUUAGCUGAAGCAAAGAAGCAGUUAUUGGCAUCUGGAUUCAUUUUGCUCAACGAGAAUGAGAAUUGGGACCUAAAGCCUGGUGGGCGUUACUUCUUCACGCGAAACAUGUCCUCUUUGAUUGCAUUUGCUGUUGGAGAAAAGUGAGUAAUGUUUCUUCAGAUGUAAUUCUAUCUGUACUGUGAAAGCAAUAAAAUUCCGAUUCUUUCUGUUUCUGAACUAGAUUUAAGCAGUUUAGGCUUGACUGCUGGAAGGUCCUGAGCCAUCAUGGAAUGUAAGGUGUCUUCAAGAUGAGUUUUUGUCUCUUGGUCGGAGUUAUUGAUUGGACUUUUAGUUAGGGUAGUCACGUCCUGUCGCAUGCGAAUUCGGUGCUUCCUUUCGAAAACUAACGGAUACAUCCCUGUUUUCUCAGGGAAAAUUAGUUUGCCUAGGCUCCAGCAUUAUGUUUUUCGAUUUUUCCGAUUCAGGGUUAUCAAUUCUCUCAUGAGAAGUUUUAUUACAACCAUUUCAUGGAUUUCUGAAAAACUCUUUCUCUUUCUCUUUUUUCCUCAACAAAGUUUGCCAUGGCUACCACAAAAACAAAUUAUUUCCUUAAAUAACCAUAAAUCUUGGUAUCUUGAUUUUUGUUGUGAAGUUACUCGGAGUUUUUAAUGCUGGAAUUUAUAGUUAAAGAGCAGAUAUUGAGCUCCAUGUCCUUUUCAUGGGAAAUCCCAGUUUGUAUCCAAGGUAAAAAUUAAAAUUUUAAAAAUAAAAAUAGUUCUGUAGGUUCAUAAACGUUUUGGUGAUUUUAAUUAUUCGCAUUCAACACCAUAAAUUUAGGAUGUUGAACAUUGCGUGUCAACAUAAUAAUAUGGUCGUCUAUUCUUGUCAUAGUGGAAGGUGCCAUAGUUUCUACGUAACACGAAAAUUGAUUGUAUUAUUUUAUGACAGCAUAUUCUCAUUACCACACUGUGAUAUAAAGAGGCUUUUAUUGUGGUUUGAGGGACCAGACGUUUUGUAUGAUUGUCUAGAUGUCAAUUGGCCUACCUUGCUCUUUGGAAAUUCAUCAUCUCUUUUGUUUUCAGUGUGCAUUCUUUGGUGGUCUUUUAUGAUUUUUUACUUAGAAAGGUAUUAUAUAACAUAGGCUUUAUUCUCUCUGACAGAUAUAGUACCAAAAGUGGGUUUCACAUUAUUGCAGCACAUACAGACAGUCCGUGUCUGAAAUUGAAACCCGUUUCGGCAUCAACAAAGUCUGGAUUUCUUAUGGUAAAUGUGCAAACAUAUGGAGCCGGCUUGUGGCAUACAUGGUUUGAUAGAGAUUUAAGUGUAGCAGGAAGAGUCAUCUUGAAAACUGGUGAUGGGGCCUUCGUGCAUAAACUUGUUAAAGUGAAAAGACCAUUGCUGCGAGUGCCAACUCUUGCCAUUCAUCUUGACCGGUUACUACCUACACUCAUAGCCCAUUCGUUUGAUGCGAUAUAAUUCUAUAAUUACUUUGGAAAAUUGAAUUUUAUUACAUAGCAUAAGAAAUAUAUCCAUAUCCACUUUCAAUAAUGGAGUGCUUUGAGGCAAUUUUUUAAUAUUCUCUAUCUACUGCGUAGUGAUUAUUCAAGUUAGUCGGCUAGUUAUGAUGAUUAGUAGCAGUGCUCUUCAAGUUCACUUCCACUGUUAUUUGAUUCUUGCAAUUAGAUGAAAUGCGGAACUCUAGAGUUUUUAUGUAGGGUUUUUUUUUCACCGUCUUACAAGAUCUCCGGAUGAUAAUAAUAGAGAAAAAUUCAUCCUUGGGCACGUUUACAUAUCAUUAGUGAAUAGAAACGAGUUCUUACUCCUUUGGUAAGUACGUAUAAGGAUAUGGCUCUCAGAUCGUCCUGUUAUGUUAAGGGUGAACGUCUCUUCGAAUACAUGAUACGAUUGUUUAAAUUUUUUUAGUUGUUUUUCACUCGUUGUACUGGGCAUUCUCAUAGUUUUUCGAGUUAAGGCAAUUUUUUGGCGAAAUAGAGUGUCCCAUUUAUGUUUUAUUUUCUCAUCGCACGAACACUAUUUAAAAUAUGCCAAAUAGUGAACCGAUGUUUCUUCUUUUUGUCAUCUAACACCCACUGUAGUUUUUAAUUUCAAUUAUGUACUAAAGCUAUUUAACGAAUAUUCUUCAGGUCGGUGAGCACAGAAGGAUUCAAACCAAAUCUGGAAAAUCACCUCGUUCCACUUCUUGCCAUCAAAACAGAGGACAGAGCAGUGAAGACUGAAGAUAAUAAAAGGCAGCAGAUAAAUAAGAAAAGAGCACAUCAUCCGCUGCUCCUGCAGGUUUACCCUGGAAACUUUCCCCUCCCCCCCGCACCUUUUGGUUUCCUAUUCGAUAUGAAUUCAUGAGGCAGGCAUGGUGCCAGUGAACAGGUUGCUGGGACUCAAACGGGUUUCUGCGUUAGCCUUCUGACUAUGAGAAGACAAUCUCAAGAGAGCUGAGACUCCUAGUUAUCUUAAUCUCAUGUUUAUUUUCUCCUUCCCAGGUCUUGUCUGAGGAGCUUGGGUGCAGCGCAGAUGAAAUUGCAAGCCUUGAACUAAAUAUAUGUGAUGUUCAGCCUAGCUGCCUUGGAGGUGGAAAUAAUGAAUUUAUCUUCUCAGGCAGAUUGGACAACCUGGCAUCGAGUUAUUGUGCACUUAGAGCACUUAUAGACUCGUGUACUUCUUCUAGAGAUUUGGAAGAUGAAAGUUCCAUCAGAAUGGUCGCCUUAUUUGAUAAUGAAGAGGUAUUAGUUCUCCCAAAAACUCAUGCACGCAGCAUAUUUUCUAGUAAAGAAUGUGACAGCUUUCAAUCGUGUGCGUUUUAGUAGUAUUUUCUUCCUCACUGUUAGCCAAUCUGCCAUCCAUUUCAGUGCCGAGGUUUAUAUCUUGUCGUAGAUGCUAACAUUUAGCCAUAGAGAAUAUAUAUGCUUGAUAGCUACACCGGUGGUAUUCUCCUGUCGGCCUUGGCCUUUGAUGUGUUGCUCAUAUCCAUGAAUUCUAUGAUUUCCAUUUGAAGCGUCUUCGUGUUCUCUUCCUCUUAUGAUAGGUAGGGUCGGAUUCAGCACAGGGAGCAGGUGCGCCUACAAUGUUUCAAGCUAUUCGGAGAAUAGUGGACUCCUUGUCUAAUGGGCGCAGUUCUGAGAACACUUACGAACGAGCAAUCCGCCAGUCUUUUCUGGGUAUGGUCUCUGGCAUCUGGUCGCAUUCUCUGGGUUUUGAUCUCAGUUCCUCUUCAUGCAUUUGUGGUUUUGCAUGACUGCGGUGCACGCUCAUAUCCUCCCAUCCCCUCUGCCCAGAAAGAAGAGAAGAGAGAGAGAGAGAGAGAAAAGAUAAGAGAGAAAGAGUACAAUCCGUCCCAGAUUGUGAGCUGAAUGAUGCUCUUUUCACGGCAUGAGGCUAUAUCUAGUGGCGAAAGUGAUGAACGAAUGUGAACCCCCUUCUCUUCUGAUGUCCAGUAUCUGCGGACAUGGCCCAUGGAACACACCCAAACUUCCCCGAAAAACACGAGGACCACCACCGCCCAGAAUUGCAGAGGGGGCUCGUCAUCAAGCACAAUGCUAACCAAAGAUAUGCCACAAGCUCGGUGACGGCCUUCCUCUUCAGGGAAGUCGCAGCCAUCCACAACAUCCCUAUUCAGGUACUCCCCGAAACUCUGAUGCCCAUGGCUGCUGUUGUGCAAUUUCGUUAUCACUGACCAGCCCGAAGUUUCUUGGCCCCCUUGACUUUCUCCCGGCGGAUAUUUCCUUGCAAGCGCGCAUGAUGGCUUAGCUUCCAGGAGAAGGGGAGAGAGAGAGAGAGAGAGAUUUCUGAGUUUGGAUAUUUCUACCUGCUGACGGAGUCCCGACCCAUGGAUGCAGGACUUUGUUGUGAGGAACGACAUGGGAUGCGGAUCCACGAUCGGGCCCAUACUGGCCUCAGGGGUCGGCAUUCGCGCCGUUGACUGCGGGAUACCUCAGCUGUCCAUGCACAGGUUCAUUUCCAUCCUCCGAUCACCGAGUCAACUCUGACGCCCCUUUUCUGAUCUCCUCCGGGCCAUCGAAAGCCCAUAGGCCUGGUGCUGAAAUGGGCCCGCCGCUCAGUUCCCCCUCAGCUCCGUCUGACGGCAACCCCGUUGACCUCCUAGACUAGAAUCUCUUUCGUCUGUGACGUAGGCCUUGCUUGCCGUACGGAUGGACCCGCCAGCGGCGCAUCUAUGGUGACAUGACGCUCCGGGCGGCUGGUUCCUCGCCCUCCGGCGGGGGCUCAGGCCGAGGGCGCCAUCGCACCUCGCAUCUGCCCUCGCCUUUUCUUCUUCAUCCAGAAGGAAAUCCAAGGAGCAAGUUGAAAAAGGAUGUGCAGCUUUGAAUGCUGAGCAAACCCUGACGUCUCCUCUUCUGAUAGCCUGACGUCCUAAUCUACGGCACCCACCCCCCUUUGAUCCAUCCCCAUCUCCCCGCUCCCUACGUUACGCCUCCCCCCGGGGGAGUGGGAAUCUAAGGGAGACCCCCCUUUCAGAUCCAGCGGCCAUAUGCCGUGUGUUGGUAAAAAGAAUGUACUCUCUCUCUCUCUCUCUCUCUCGCUCUCUCUCAUCACACGGAGAGCCUGUCUCUGAAGUCACUUUAUGUGCAUGCAGUGUGCGUGAGAUCUGUGGAAAGGAGGACGUGGACAUCGCCUACAACCACUUCAUGGCCUUCUACCAGAGCUUCUCCAGUAUCGACCAGAGAUUGAAGGUGGAUUUCUAG
Messenger RNA from Spirodela intermedia, 5633 nucleotides. The record is from the annotation of a GenBank genome assembly. NCBI's taxonomy places the organism in Eukaryota, Viridiplantae, Streptophyta, Magnoliopsida, Alismatales, Araceae.